Messenger RNA from Lycium ferocissimum, 1459 nucleotides. RefSeq lists its product as uncharacterized. Gene Ontology annotation, molecular function: nucleic acid binding. The transcript is spliced from 7 exons. Lineage: Eukaryota; Viridiplantae; Streptophyta; Magnoliopsida; Solanales; Solanaceae. The coding region runs from base 117 to 1151 and encodes 344 amino acids. The record is from RefSeq and is a predicted model, not a curated record.
GUACUAUAUAAAGGGUAAAGGUACAAAAACUUUCUAAAAGCCGGUACAAUUUCUCUUCAAUCUUGCAUCAAAAAUCCUUACUGUAAAACCCCAUUUUGCAUUCCCAAAUUUCCAGCAUGGAUAGCGACACAAACUGGUCGGAAAAGGUGGAAGAUCUCGUGGAUAAUGGAGAAAUCAAUGAAGCCAUUUCUUUACUUGAAAAAAUGGUAUCAAAGCUAGAAAAUGAGUCUCAAAACUUGUCUUCUUCAACACAGUUAUCUAUUGCUUUACUGGAAUUGUCGAAACUGUAUUCUACUCAAGGAUUGUCUUUAAAAGCUGACCAGACACGCUCAAGGGCAUUCCUCAUUAAAUCUGCUAAAGAAAAUAGGGAUGUAAAUGAUACCAAGGAGCCAACUGGUGAUGGUGAUAACAAGGAUCACGUCAGCUUGCAAAUUGAUACCUCACAGAAUGAUGAGGAUGAUGAUUGGGAAGCUAUUGCUGAUCGUGCUCCAGAUGAAUUACUUUCCCCACAACACUUGCCAGAAGUGUCUAAAAUUUCUUUGCAAGAUUUGAAAGUUCAGGGCCCCAAGCGACGUGGACGGGGUACAUUCUCCUAUCAGAAAGACAGUCUCUACAGUGAUCAGCAGUCAGCUGGGCCUUCCGUUGAUGACAUUGAAGAUGAAACUGCUUCCCCUGUUUCAGAAGGGAGUUCAGAUACAAAAAAUUUAAACUAUGGAACGCUCCACGUCCUGGUUCUGGCUGAUUUUCCACCAAGCACUAAAACAAAUGACCUAGAGAAACUGUUGGCGAAAUUUAAAGACGACGUAGCAAUUCGCUGGGUCAAUGAUACAGUUGCACUAGCAGUCUUCAGAACACCAUCCCUUGCACUAGAGGCCAGCAACUCAAUACACUGUCCAUUUACAGUGAGGGUACUGUCUGAGGAGGACGAACUUUUGAGCUCAAUUCCACCAAGAGAUCUGGAGCCUCCUCGUAGAAGACCUCAGACAUCAGCUAGAACCGCCCAGAGGAUGAUUGCUCAAAGUAUGGGUAUAAAGUUGCCUUCGACGGACUUCGGGUCCAGAGAAUAUAGGAGACAGGAGGAAGCAAGGAGGAACAGGAUAGUCUCAAGACAAAACCUGAAGAAUGAUGCUUGGGGUGAUGAUGACCACUAAGAUUCAUUUGUUCAAGCUCUCUAAAAUUUUCAUUUGUUCAUUAGUAUACAUCAACUGGUGUUACUGCUCUGAAAUCCCCAACCAUUAACCAGCCUCACUUUUUGAGUUUUGCAUUUCUUUGAACAGAUUACUGAGUGAUUCUUGAUAUUGUCCAAUUGGUUUAAAAAAGUAGUACUCAUCCUUGUAUAGCUACAGAAACGAGCCAUACCCUGUUCAGUAUUCAAUUCCCAGUUUCUGAUAUAUAUCUGUGAUGUCAAAAUUGUAUCAUUUGUUUUGGUUGGCAAUCUCAUUGGAAGCUGUGACUUAUC